AUGGCUGCUCCGUCAGGCAAACGCGAGGGCGUCGACCUCGAGAAUGUGGCGACCGUCGAGCUUCUCGAAGAACUGAAGAGACGCUAUGCAUGCUUGGCGAAGCCCGAAGGCCGCUACAUCUUCAUUGGGGCUCCUGGGUCUGGGAAGGGCACACAGAGCAUGAAACUGAAAAAGAGUCAUUGCCUAUGCCACCUCAGCACCGGCGAUAUGCUUCGUCACGCUGUCGCCACAGGAACCGAAUAUGGCAAGCAGGCAAAGGCAAAAUUGGACGCUGGUGAGCUCGUCAGUGACGAUAUAGUUCUUGGUUUGAUCGACGAGAAGCUGAAGACGCCUGAGUGUCGCCGAGGGUUCAUUCUCGAUGGCUUCCCCCGGAAUACCUCCCAAGCCACAGGACUGGACAAUCUGCUGAAGCAGAAAAACCAGAAGCUGGAUGGCGUCCUCUAUUUCGACGUGCCCGACAAUGUCCUCGUCGAGCGCGUCUCAGGCCGGCGAAUCCACUUGCCCUCGGGGCGCGUCUACCACGUCAGCUACCAUCCCCCCAAGGUUGCUGGCCUUGACGACGUUACUGGAGAGCCUCUUCACCACCGGAAAGACGACAAUGAGGUAACUCUGAAGAAGCGUCUGGAUGUAUUCCACAAGGAGACGGUUCCCGUGAUCGAGCACUACGCGAAGAUGGGUCUGUUGUACAAGAUGGACGCCGCUAAGGACUCGACUGCAGUCACCAAGGAAAUGUACGACUUUGUUAGCAAGCACCAUAAAUCGUUUUUCGGCUAA
This is a messenger RNA of Neospora caninum, 774 nucleotides long. RefSeq lists its product as hypothetical. Gene Ontology annotation, biological process: nucleobase-containing compound metabolic process. The record is from RefSeq and is a predicted model, not a curated record. Gene Ontology annotation, cellular component: cytoplasm; mitochondrion. Gene Ontology annotation, molecular function: AMP kinase activity; ATP binding. NCBI's taxonomy places the organism in Eukaryota, Apicomplexa, Conoidasida, Eucoccidiorida, Sarcocystidae. Bases 1 to 774 code for a protein of 257 amino acids. The transcript has 4 exons.